AUGGGCCUUUCUGCAGAAUCAAAUAAUAAAAACAGUAUAGUGGAUGCAGGAGUGUUGUCUCUGGGGCUGGAUAACGGCACAAGAACUAAUAUUAACAAUAAUCCUACAGUUGGAAGUCGUGCUGCACCAACUAACUUUCAUUCCAUGUCCGCCAUUAUUAAGGAUGUCAAGUGUGUCUCUGAGACUGAAUGGGUGUCUCAGGUGUUCUAUGCUAUCAAAGAAAGAUUUGGAAGGAUGCCUAGAGGUGGCUGGGAUCUCAUUCUGAAAAAGUUCAAUGAAAAAUACUUAAAGUGCUCAAGUCUAUAUCAACUAAAAAAAAUGGUCAAACCACUAAAUGGGAAUCAAAAUGUAGGGAAAAGAGGCGAUUGUAGUGAAGGAAAAUCUAACAUGAAUAUUGAAAUUUCUAACUUCAAGAAUUGUCUAGAAGAACUCAAAGUCCAACUCGAAAGAAUCAAAUCUAUUCCUAGAGAGUCUCGAAAACCUACCCCAAAAAUCCAAAAAAAUAGAGUGAAAACUAAUAUUCUGUCUGGAUUGAAUUCUGCAAUUUAUCGUAUUACAGAAGAUAAUCCUCCACAAAAUAUGGAUCAGAUUACAGACAUAUUAUAUGCUGCACAACAAGCAUUACCUCAAUCUGAAAAGAAAAAUGUAAUGGAUAUUCUUUGCCGCUACGGGUAUAAAAAAUCUAAAAAGGGAGAGCUAAUGAGAAUUGAGGCCUUAAUGAAUGACCUAAUCAGAAUUAAAGAGAAACAAAUAUCCAUUUAUAACUCGAGGAAAGAGUUCCGAAAAGACAAUGCGUGCUUCGAAUUAAACCGUAGAAGGUUUUACCGAAACUUAUCGUCGAAUAAUGAGGUAACCUUAUAUGGCUUUGAUGAUGAUGACUGCUUGUUAUUCUGGGAGAACGUCUGGAGAAAGAAAAAUAUGGAUCACGUUUCGUAUAAUUGUGUGGAUGUGAGGUCUACCGGUGGUGAAGCUAUGGAACCUCAAUUCACAAAUGAGUUGGUUAAAGAUAUGCUCAAAUAUGCGCCUGAUUGGAAGGCGUGCGGAUGCGAUGGAACAUAUAACUUUUUCAUCAAGAAAAUGAAAUCAUUACAUGAAUUCUUGUGUAAUGAAGUAAUCCGGAUAAUCAAGGGUGAGUACAUGCCCGAGAGUUGGUUUUACACAGGAUUAACUUACUUGAUUCCAAAAAAGGAUGAUUGUGAGAAUCCAAAGGAUUUACGCCCUAUAACGUGUAUGCCAACUUUGUACAAGCUUGUAACGAAGUGUGUGAAUGUUAAACUCUCUGAUUUUGUGGAUGGACUUGGGCUGAUUUCAGACAAUCAACUUGGAACCAGAAAGCAAUGUCAGGGUGCGAAAGAGCAGGCACUUAUUAAUCAAUGCUUGAACAAGGAAUAUGGAAACAGUCUGUACUCUGCUUGGGUGGAUGUAAAGAAAGCCUUUGACUCGGUUGAUCACCAAUUUUUAUUCCACAUAUUGGACAGCUCUGGAAUUCCACUCUGGAUUAUUAACUUUGUGAAAAGUAUAGUCAAGAAGUGGAAAGUAAAUCUACAUCUUGAUGGAAGGAAAAUUGGUUCAGUAAAGCUAACCCGAGGAAUUUUACAAGGAGAUUCAUUAUCCCCAUUGCUAUUUGUUAUGGUAAUGGAUCCCCUAAGCAGGAUCCUGAACUCUAAAUUCCCCAAAUUGCAAAUUAAUCAGGAGGAUCUAAAUAUGUUGACAUAUUCUACCAAUCACCUAUUUUUUAUUGACGAUCUAAAGAUAUUUGCUCUUAAAGAGGACAGUGUUAUUAAAAUGAUGGAAGCUGUUAAAGAAUUUUUUGACAUCGUUGGCCUGGAGAUGAACUCUGAAAAAUCGGCCUCUAAUGUCAAAUCUUUAUCAUGCUGUGAGACUUUGGAAGGAAUCAAUGGAUAUCGCUAUUUGGGCGUAUUUGAAGAUGGAGGAAGUAAUGUCCUCAAGAAUAAACCAUAUGAAUUUGAUGACAUUGAUAAACAAAUACGUCGACUGCUCAUGACACUCAAGUUACAUCUCCAGCCUGCAAAUAAAGAAAGGCUGUAUUUAGACCGCAAAACUUUUGGAAGAGGACUUGCCUCCAUCUCGUUCAAGAGCGAAUUAAUACUCAUGCAAUUCCUUAAAAGCUUGGAAAAACAGUCGGCUGUGUGUUUGCGAAGGUCGGGGAUUCUGCGAGUUAUUAAAACAAAGAAAUGGCAUUUGGCUACAAUCGCAGGAUUUCUUACCUCUAAAUACGCUAUUGCUGACACAGAAAGCAUAGAUAUUAAUUCUCUCAAAGACAUUCAGAAAAAAUAUUUGCUAAACAAAAUAAAGUCCAAGUCACUACACUCUGUUAUGUUCAAAUGCCUGGAUGAAUCAAAUGUCGAUCUUUCUACUUCCUCAGAAUGGUUAGCCAAAGGAAAUAAUGGCCCCCGAAGUGAAGCAUUAUACUGCCUUCUGCAAGAUAGAAAUUUGUUUUUUGCAAACACGAGGCCGUUAUGCAAUCAUUGUAAAAAAAGUAAACAAACUGUUGAUCAUCUGGCCACUCAGUGUGGUAAAAUGCUCAAUAGCGAUUAUCUCCGAAGACAUGACGAGGUGGUUAAAUGUGUCCAUCUUCAUAUUUGUCGAAUGUAUGGAAUCAAAAAGAACAGGAAAUUAAAGACUCAUUCAGUUCAGUCGAUAUUGUCAACUCAAAAUGUAGAAAUUAGAGUUGACACGUCAAUUAUAACAGAAAAUAAAGUCAACUUCAAUAAACCGGAUAUCUUUGUUUAUGACAAGAUUAAAAAGGAAAUAACCUUAAUCGAGGUGGGCAUAACAUCUCAGGACCGCUUAAAACAAGUGGAAGUUGAGAAACUUCACAAAUAUGAUUUCCUUGCAAAUGAACUAUCACUACUCUACGAAUGCCAAGUUAAAAUUAUUCCCGUGGUUCUGACCUGGGAUGGUGUUGUCACAAGAUGCUUCAAAAAUUAUAUGGAUAAACUAUAUAUUGAAAAAUCUACAAUGACAUACAUCCAAUCGGUUGUGCUCAAAAGGACGCUAGAGAGCAUGAUAAUUGAACACAAGCAUGGAAUGAAAAUAACUGGCGAGGAAUAUGCCUCUGCGACCGAUCAACUAGUAGAAAUGGCAUGCCGCCAGGACACUCCAUUCAAAGAUAAAAGACGCACAACAACUGACGCAGAGAUAGAGAAUGAAGAGGAACAAGCAGCAGACUCUUCUCCUAAAAGGAGAAGAGAGACUACCAAUCAGGAUUGA
Octopus sinensis (East Asian common octopus) is the source of this 3234-nucleotide messenger RNA. RefSeq lists its product as uncharacterized. NCBI's taxonomy places the organism in Eukaryota, Metazoa, Mollusca, Cephalopoda, Octopoda, Octopodidae. The transcript is spliced from 3 exons. The record is from RefSeq and is a predicted model, not a curated record. The coding region runs from base 1 to 3234 and encodes 1077 amino acids.